CGCUCAGCCAAAAUUUCUAGUGUCAUUAUUCACGCUAGCUUUAACAUAGCGCGCGUCCAUUUCAUCUCGCCGCACAAAAGCUAUUGACGACUGCGGCAAGCGGCAGAGCUCCUCACAUCUCCUCAUCGCUCGGCACGACGCCUGAGCACUCCCUGGACUGGCGCCUCAGCUCCGGCAGCACGCCUGAGCACGAUCCCUGGACUGGCCCUCGGCACGCAGUCGACGCGGCACGCAGUCGACGCGCCCUCACGCCAUCGACGCUACAUAAAACAAGCGGCGCGCGCACCCCAGCAUGGCCACCCUCGUCACGCCCGGCGGUGAGGACGCGCCCGCGCGCCUCCCGCCCAAAAAGCGCGAGCCCGACGCGCACCUCGUGACCGUAAGGCAAAAAUGCCUCGCGCGGAUCCGAGCAGAUAGAGAAGCGAAGCAUCGAGCCAAACGGACGCAGACGCCGCACAACCGCGCGCAAGCGUUGUUGGACGACGUCCUUGGGCGGCGGAAGCGGGUCCGCGAUGAGGAUUACGGCGGUGACGAGUUCACGAAGAAACUGCGGGAAGCGGUACCACCUGAACUAGACCCCUACGAACCGGACUUCCACCUCACGCCGGAGGACGAGGCCGCGCUCAUGGAGGAAUUAGAAAGGGAGAUCCGCGCAUGGGAUAAAGAGAUCGAAGCCGAGGAGGCGAUCGAAGCAUGAACCUGUGUGGAAAUCAACCAGUGAGUUAGGUUAUCCUGAGAAAUAUUGGGUGGACCUUCGUGAGCCUCCACGCCAUCGCGCAGACGCAGACGCAGCUACGGAAUCAAGCGCGUCGAUGGCGUGGGGCAAGGGAAAUAUGAUUUCCACGCAGGCAUUAACGGCGGAGGCCGCGGGCUUAGCGUUCGAAGCGGAGGAGCUGCGGGACGCCUUCGAGGGCCCCACAGUACCAUGCCCUUGUUGUGAGGGAGGGCGGCUGGGGCGGCGCGGCGCGGAUCUGGCGAUCGCGUGCGACAAGUGUGAUUUGGCAUUGCCGGACCAGCGCGACGGCCUGAGCCUGGACGACGUGUCUGCUUCCUUAGCUGCGACGUUCAGAGCGCACACGCAGGCCGGGUGCCCGCGCUCCCCCGUCUUUCGCGUGGACGACCGGACGGGCUACCCGCUCCUUUGUGCGACCUGCGAUGCGUGCGGGUACUUCGACCUCGUGUGCUGAGUAAAUAUAUGG
Molecule: messenger RNA, 1199 nt
Organism: Pelagomonas calceolata
Lineage: Eukaryota; Pelagophyceae; Pelagomonadales; Pelagomonadaceae
Source: the annotation of a GenBank genome assembly